AUGCUGGAUUCAGUAACUGAGGACACCCAGCUUCAGGCAGAGUUCCCCGCCUAUGCCAGGCCCAACAUCUGGCCGACCCAGGCGCUGCCCGAGCUGGAGCCUGCCUUCAAGGAGUGUGGGCGCAUCAUCGUGGCGGCCGGGCUCCACCUUGCAUGUCGCUGCGACACACUGCUCGCGGCUCGGCAGCGGGAAGCUGGCGGGGAGGCGGGGACCGGCACCGUCUGCCCCUCCCUCCACGACACUCUCCAGACCUCCCCCUGCCACAAGGCCCGCCUGCUACACUACUAUGCGGCUCCAGGCGGCGCCGCCUCGGACAGCUGGUGUGCAUGGCACACCGACCACGGCAGCCUCACUGGCCUCUGCGCUGCGCAAUACCUGGACGCCGGCGGCGCGGCCGUGGCAGGCGGCGGCGGCGGCGUGGGCCUGCACAUCCGCACCCUUCAUGGGCAGGUGGUGCGGGUGGGCAUCCCACCGGAGUGCCUGGCCUUCCAGCUGGGCGAGGCGGCCCAGGUGCUCAGUGGGGGCCUGUUCACCGCCACUCCGCACUGCGUGGUGGGGCCGGAGCCGGGAUCGGGAGGCUCCCAGCUCACGCGCGAGACCUUUGCAGUGUUCAUGCAGCCGCGGUGGGAUGAGCCGCUGGAGUGUGCCGAGGGGUGCGAGGGCGAGGCCAGCGUCGGCCAGUGGCGCCGAGGGAUGACGUUUGGGGAGUUUGCAGAGGCCACCUUUGCCCGGUAUUAUGGGUGA
This is a messenger RNA of Auxenochlorella protothecoides, 744 nucleotides long. RefSeq lists its product as hypothetical. Bases 1 to 744 code for a protein of 247 amino acids. The record is from RefSeq and is a predicted model, not a curated record. The transcript is spliced from 4 exons. Lineage: Eukaryota; Viridiplantae; Chlorophyta; Trebouxiophyceae; Chlorellales; Chlorellaceae.